AAUUUUCAAAAUUUAUGACAAAAGACUAUCCAUUUGAUGAUGAAACGGCUUCUAAUUUUGAUGAUAUUCAGGCGUAUUGGAAUUAUUCCGCAGGUGCUACAAAAGAAUUAGGCAUGCUUGCAAUCCGUUUAUUCUCUAUUUGUAUCAAUUCUGCAUCAUGUGAACGUCUAUUUUCGACAAUGGGGUUUUUUCAAAACUCACGGCGCACCAGAUUACCGAUUGAAAAAGUUUUUUCAAUGGCACAAAUGCGAGCUGAAAUUAAGUAUAAACGUACAAUUGAAGCAGCCAAAUCUUUAGAGCAAAACAUAUUAUCAAAUAUCAAUACUAUGUUUGGUUCUGAUGAUCGUAAACACAAACAAAUAAAUUCUGAUAAGCUUGUUGAACAAGGAAGUUCUAAUGUUGAACAAGAAA
Molecule: messenger RNA, 411 nt
Organism: Dentiscutata erythropus
Lineage: Eukaryota; Fungi; Glomeromycota; Glomeromycetes; Diversisporales; Gigasporaceae
Source: the annotation of a GenBank genome assembly